CAUGCGUGCAUAUGCAAUAAGGCCCGGCCAUGCCUUCCGCUGGGGCCGACUUGUAAUGGUUUUCACGCCGACACAGCCGAUGUUGGCGAUCUUUUCUCGAACGGAGUAUGGCGUCAAUCCCUACUGUUAGGAUUACACCGGCUGGAAAUGUUCGACCGGGAGAUAGAGUGAUUUGCGUUUAGCUGGAAUGAACGUCGAUUUAUAGUUAGCCUCCAUUCUCCUUUGCCGUGAUGUCUGCAGUCGAACUCGCCAUGAGCUGGGGCCCUGUCUAUUAGAUGCCUGACUAUCUCUGCCAACAGUAUUCUACCACCGUUACUAUGCUGACGACAAAUUCCUCGUCUUGGUGUAUGCAAAGGCACGGAUCAAAACGUUGAAGCUAACCCGUUGGGAGAUUCAUCGAGUGGUACUAUUUCACAUAUGAACAAGAGGUAAGGCCCUACCCCUUUGUUUCAAGAUACACCGAUGUAUUGGCUUCUGUGGAUCGUAAGUGGCCAAAUUCGAACGGAUAUAGGGAUAUGCAUUUCCCCGGUAUCUGAGGUGUGUCUAGAGAUAUCGCUACUUAGACGAUGGACUGUUGUUCUAAGAAAAGACUACUAACCGUCAUGACGAGCAUUUGUGCGUGUGCGGCAUUCGGCUUACUUUGCAUCGCCGUUGCCACAGAUUACUGGCUAUAUACUGAAGAGAAGAAAAAGGAAUCCGAAUUUAACACAACUACCCCCUUGUACCGGAAAGUUUACUCAGGACUGUGGAGAAAGUGCGAAGGUAAAGCCAAAACUGUCCAGGAAUACGAAUUUCUCCAAGGAAACAUGAUCCCUCCAGAUCAGAAUUACGGAGUGCCAAGAUGUAGCUAUAUCAAGUACUUCACGGGGGACGACGAUCGGGAAGGACUAGGACCUACUGACGCUAUACUGUUAAACAUACGACGGGCGACGAUGUUCCCCCUUGUCAGCCUAUUAAUUCUACUGAUCGGAGGAAUAAUGUGUUUUGUCGGACAUUGUAAUUCGGGCAGAAAAAUUUUAACAUUCGUAUGUGGAAUUCUAUUUGUUUUAGCUGGCCUCUGCACCCUCGUCGGGAUUAUCCUCUACAUCGGCAGCAUUACAGAAGAGGUAGGCAAUAAGCCCCGGGCCAGUAUAGAAGAGCCUAAGUUUAAAUACUAUUAUGGAUCAUCCUUCAUCAUGGCAGUCGGUUCGUUCGUUUUAACUGAAUUAUCAGGCGUGUUUUCAGUGUACUUGUAUAUUACAAAGCACAAACAAUCACAAAGGAAAAAGCUACAACAAGCAUUGAAAACUGAAACAAACGACAAUAGAUCGAACAACUGGCGGUAUAGGCGACCUAGGUCUCAGUCUCGCGACCGGUCUCAGUCACGUGACCGAUCUCGAGAUCCUUCAGUAAGUCGCUCUGAAAGCUACUUCACCUAUACGCCAAUCUCCGAUACUUCUCAUGAAUUGUCGAACUACACAUUUCAAAGGGAUGUAUCUAGAAAUACUAUAUCCACAACAGCGGAAAUGCACGCUCAUGCGCAGCAUGCGCAGAAGGAGGCCGCUGCAGCGCCCUCUAUUGAUAUUGUAAGGAGGACAACUCCAGUGUGACGGAUUUCACCCUGCAACAGCACAGGCUCAUGUCAAUUGUAGAGAGGUAUCAAUAUCUGUUUUGUUGGAUUUGAUGUGUUACGUCUCGGUAUACGGGACCUGGUGUAUUUGUGAGUGAGUGCCGUAGGCAUUUUGUGAAGAAAUGGACGAGAAUUCAUUGUGGUUUUUCAAGACGGCAAACCUAAUGUUGUGGAAUAUGAUAUUCAUUGAGUGUGUUUGUCGUCUGCGCCAGGACAAAGCCUGUUGAUGGUGGUGUAUCUGGUCCCUCCAACGAGACCGGAUGUGUAUGCGCCCACGACAAAGCGAUAACAUCGAGGGGAGGAAUGUGGACUCUGGUUCUGCCACCAGAGGUCGCGCGGAGAAGGUCAGUAUCAGGCCACGUGCUGGGAAAAGCAGGUUGACCUUGUGGCAGGUCAAGGUGAAGGUCAGGGUCAAGGUCGACCCUUCAAGAUGGCGCCGCACCCCGUGUCGGUAUGCCAAUAUCAUCAUUGGAUUCCUUUUUUUCUUUUUGAUUUUCCAAAUAAAGGGAUGUAUUGGUUUCGUGUUCAUAUGUAUAAUGUUUAAUAUGAAGAAAAGUAUAAUGUUUUGGUCGAAUGUGUACUAGAUAUCACAACUGCUCACAAAUGUUGUUUAAUUUUGCUGAGCGCUUUUUGGGAAACUAAGUCAUGUUUUGUUCUCAUAUAGGGUCGCACAAGUUUUCUGUUCUGUCUGUACAAAAGUCAAAAACUUUUGUAUGUCCAAUUUUGUACAAUAAAAGAGAAAACUACA
Molecule: messenger RNA, 2357 nt
Organism: Haliotis rufescens (red abalone)
Lineage: Eukaryota; Metazoa; Mollusca; Gastropoda; Lepetellida; Haliotidae
Product: voltage-dependent calcium channel gamma-7 subunit-like
Exons: 5
Coding region: 567-1589 (340 amino acids)
Biological process (GO): regulation of AMPA receptor activity; positive regulation of synaptic transmission, glutamatergic; neurotransmitter receptor transport, postsynaptic endosome to lysosome
Cellular component (GO): postsynaptic density membrane; AMPA glutamate receptor complex
Molecular function (GO): voltage-gated calcium channel activity; channel regulator activity
Source: RefSeq, a predicted model, not a curated record